CAAGUGUCGAAACUGUCGACAAUGUCUUGUUUAACUUUUCUUUUUCUAUAUGCAGGGCUAGUCAGUCAGGCUACCAACGUGUUUAGUAUUCCAUUAUCGCAGGAUGUGCGAGAUGCCAUUGAUGAGUAUGUUUCCCAGAAACAACAGUUCCGGUCGAAUGAUGCUCUAAUUCUAAGCAAUCGCCUAGAGGAAAUGGAGAGUAUGCGGGCAAAAGAUGUGGAAUUUCUUACCGAUCGCCUAACGGAAGUGGAGAAUAUGCGGGCAAAAGAUGUGGAAAUCCUCACCAGUCGCCUAGCGGAAGAGGAGAAUAUGCGCGCCAAAGAUGUGGAAAUGCUUACCAACCGCAUUACGGAAGUAGAGAAUAUUCGCGGCAACGAUUUGCAAUUGUUCACCAAUCGCCUACUUGAAGUGGGGAAUAUGCGCGCCAAAGAAUUGGAGAUAAUCACCAGUCGCUUAACGGAAGUAGAGAACAUGUGCAACAAAGAUGUAGAGAUCCUAACCAGUGGUAUACCGGAAGUGAAGAUUAUUAGCUCUAAAGAAGUGCAUGCCCAGAUCAAUCGUUCAUCGGAAGUGGAGAGUAUUUACGGCAAAAACGAUGUGAAAGAUUUGACCAAUCGCUUAAAGGAUUUAACGAAUAACAAUUCCAAAGAUGUUAAGACACUUACAAAACUUCCCGCGGCAUUUCAAGCUCAAAGCAUUGCCAAACGAACACCAUUAAAAAUGAGGCCAAGAGUAGCAUCCGUCAUAGACUGGGUAGCUUUCCAUGCAAUACUGCCUGUCACAAUACAUGACCCGGCCCCUGGACACAUCGUCCCAUAUUCUAACAUGAAAACAAACAUUGGAACCGGAUAUGACGCAAAAACCGGGGUAUUCACUUGUAACACACCCGGAUUAUACGUGUUCUCGUGGAGUAUCCGAAUCGCAGAACCAGCACAUGGACUGGAAACAGAGCUCAUACUCAAUGGCGCGACAGUUGGGUACAACACCUCCGGUGGUGGGGACAACAGUGCUUGGGGAUACGGUUCUGCUACUGUGACUCUGUACCUUCAGGAACGAGAUGAGGUUUGGGUCCGGUCUGCUGAAAAAGUUGCAGGGGUAUCAAUUGUAAGUAAUAGCAUGUUCACCGGGUUUCUUCUACAUACCUGAAUCCAGCUGAAGAUAUGAUGGGCUUUCCUUUUUCUUUCACUUGUUAGACAAUAAACAGCGUUGU
This is a messenger RNA of Mizuhopecten yessoensis (Yesso scallop), 1210 nucleotides long. RefSeq lists its product as uncharacterized. Lineage: Eukaryota; Metazoa; Mollusca; Bivalvia; Pectinida; Pectinidae. The coding region runs from base 22 to 1146 and encodes 374 amino acids. The transcript has 2 exons. Gene Ontology annotation, molecular function: protein binding. The record is from RefSeq and is a predicted model, not a curated record.